GCGAUCGUUCUCUCCCUCCAGUCACAUCAGAUGGGGCUUUUUAUUAUUUGUGAAAUGAAAAGCGAAAUUAAACCUGAGGAAAAGCGGAGAGCACGGGCAGGAUUGAUUUACUCGCUGUAUUGGUAAAUAUGACCACGUGAUCCAUGUAACCAAUCCCUGUAGAUGCAGGCCAGCAAAAAUACUAUGAUUGUUCAUAGAGGGACGCUUCCCGUAACAGUGCAAGGCUUAUUAUAUGACUAGGAAGAGAUCAAAAAAUGUCUUCCAGUGGCACGCUCAGUAACUGCUAUGUGGACGCGCUCAUGGGCCAGGAGCCGGAGGAUGUGUACGGGGCUCGCUUUAUUCAGGCUCCACACUCCAUGACCCCGAGGCCGUCAGGUGCUGCCGGGGACAACGCAGACUUCUCCUCGUGUAAUUUUGCGCCAAAGUCCGCGGUCUUCUCCUCGUCCUGGUCCUCGGUCCAUCCUCAGGGGAUUUAUCAUCCGUACGUCCACCACCACCACCACCACCACCACCAGCCUCAUCUGCCCGCCUCGGACGGCAGAUAUGUCGGCGUCCGGUCCUGGAUGGAGCCCAUCUCCAACCACGUUUCGUUCGCCGGAUUCCACUCCAACAACGGCCGGUCGUCCUCGUACGGGACGAAUAAGCAGCCGGAGGCGGUGGCGGCGGCGGCGGCGGCGGCCAAAGCCGCCGCGGAGGGCGACGACGCGCCGGACGCGGAGCCGCGGCCGCUUUCCGGGGGCUUCGCGUGCGGAGGACCGGAGAGUCCGGAGAAGGCGAACAAGGAGCUGAGUGGGAGCGAGCUCUCCAGCCACAGCGAGUCCAAAGAGGAGAAACAACAACAACUUGACCCAAACAACCCUGCAGCGAACUGGAUCCACGCACGCUCAACGAGAAAGAAGCGAUGCCCUUACACAAAAUAUCAGACUUUAGAGCUGGAGAAGGAGUUCCUCUACAACAUGUAUCUGACCAGAGACCGGCGGUAUGAGGUGGCCCGCAUUCUCAGCUUAACGGAGAGACAAGUGAAGAUCUGGUUCCAGAACAGGAGGAUGAAGAUGAAGAAGAUGAACCGGGAGAGGAGCACCAAGGACCAGCUAUAAAGCCACUGCUGCUUCUACACAUUUUUGACGUUUUAUUAAAAAAACAAAAAAAACAUAAUGAAAAAGAAAAAUCCAGGAAGCCAUCUGAACUAUUUGAUUUUGGUAGGAGCCACCAUAGCCAUUUGAUUUUUUAAUUGUCUUCUUCCAUUGCGUGUCAGUGUCGUAAAAUAUUGGCUCUAAAUGCGUAUACAGGAAUUUCUGGAUGAGACACAGACGGAUGAGUCCAAUAAUGUUCUGAGUCGUCUUAAAAUAGUUUUUUUUUUUUUUCACAAUUCCACACGAACUGUUGAUGCAGCA
Molecule: messenger RNA, 1394 nt
Organism: Salarias fasciatus (jewelled blenny)
Lineage: Eukaryota; Metazoa; Chordata; Actinopteri; Blenniiformes; Blenniidae
Gene: hoxd9a
Product: homeobox D9a
Exons: 2
Coding region: 255-1097 (280 amino acids)
Biological process (GO): DNA-templated transcription; embryonic skeletal system morphogenesis; anterior/posterior pattern specification
Cellular component (GO): nucleus
Molecular function (GO): RNA polymerase II cis-regulatory region sequence-specific DNA binding; DNA-binding transcription factor activity, RNA polymerase II-specific
Source: RefSeq, a predicted model, not a curated record